GAAAUGCCACAGUCUAGUGAAAAAUAUUACUUAUGUUGGUCGAAGAAUCCGUGUGCAUGGUUUACCUAUAGCAACGUGAGUUCUUUGCGUCAUUUUAUACGUAUUUAUAGGUAAAUGUAGUGUCCUAUGCACGCGUUCUAGCCAACCUGUUUCAGAACCGCUGUAGUUUAAUUUUUUUUUAAACCAAUUAGCAAUUUUACUCAACACUUCAGUUAAAUACCUACGUAAAUUGAUUAGUGAUCGGAUGUGCUCGCGUAGACCAAAAUGAAUAAGAUACGAUCGACUCUAUGGUUCAUGCUGUUCACCGGCGUCAUCGUGCACAUGUUAUGUUGCACCAGCUUGUACAUCGCUCUAACGUACAUGGCCAAGCCGGACCGGAAUUCAAACACCAAUGAAACGACUACUGUGGCUCUAUGUGUAAAAAAUGCCAUCGAUGCAGAAAAUUACAAUUCCACGUUGUCGCCUCUGGAUCACUCCGCCAACAUUACGCGAGGUGAAUUUGAAUGGACCUCCGACGAGGUGAAUGUUCUGAGAAGCAGUUUCACAUGGUUUAUGGGACCAGCCCAAUUGCUAGGUGGAAUGAUGUGCCAAAGAUAUGGUGGAAAAAUUACCUUCACUUUGUCAAACUUAAUAAUGGCUGUGGUUAGUUUAAUGAUACCAUUUGGAGCUGGACUCGGUAUCAAAGUCUUAAUUAUGCUCAGAGUACUACAGGGUAUUUUUGGGGGUGCAGCUAUAGGCAACUCAGCAAACAUGCUGAUAUCAAAGUGGGUGCCACCGAAUGAAAGAGGGAAAUUUUCAACUGUCAUGGCAGGUUUAUACACUGGAACUGCAUUUUCUUACUUUCUGCACGGUUGGGUGAUACAUUUAUUGGGAUGGAGAGCUGUGUUUUACGUAACCUCAGCUAUAGCCACAAUGUGGUGUGUGGCAUGGCAUUUCAUCAUUUACGAUAGUCCUCAAGAGCAUCCUUAUAUUUCUCCCGAAGAAGUGAAAUACAUUGAGAAAGAAAUAGGAAAUUCUAUUUCAAAAAAGAAGCUUCCUAUACCAUGGAGAGCUAUUCUGACAUCAACUCCUAUAAUAGUCAACACUUUAUGUCAAUUCGCUUCAAUGUGGACCAUAUUCACUUUCACACUUUACAUUCCAGCGUAUUUGACAGAAAUUCACGGAUUUGCAGCUCACAAAAUGGGUAUGCUGUCUAGUUUACCAUACAUUUUGGAAACCUUAUUCGCCAUAGUUUUUGGAUACUUGACAGAUUUCUUAUUACAUAGACACAUUCUCUCUAGAACAAAUACUAGAAAGUUUGCAGCUUUUUUCAAUACCAUAAUUGCGGGCUCGAUGUUCGCUGCGUUAGCUUUUGGUGGUUGUAACAGUGUGUACAUUUUAAGUUUAUUGACCUUGGCUGUGAUGCUACAUGGAGCCAGUCUGUCUGGCAUAGCUCCCAACGUUAUUGAUCUCAGUCCUAAUUUCUGCGCUAUUUUACACGGAAUACAAGGAUUCAUAACAUCAUCUGCCGGUUACCUGUCACCUCUAGUGAUCACUUUAAUAGCUCACAAAGGCAGAGGUAUCCGAGAAUGGAACAUGGUAUUCGUGAUUAUCGGAUGUAUUAACAUCGUUCCUGGCAUAUUAUUCAUGAUUUUCAGCCAAUCCGAAGUACAGCCUUGGAAUUACGCAACACAACAAACUGACGUAGAGAAACCGGACAAAAAACUAUUGAAAAAUCACGAAAAUGGAAACAAGAUGAUUUUCAAAUGAGCUCGCCCUCGAAAUCAGUGUAAAACAUUUAGAUAAUUUACCAAUUAAAACGAUAUUUAAUUCGAAUCAAAUUUCUACUCAGUUCUGAUAAGCAUGCGGAGACCGCCAUCCACUAUAUACUAUACGUAGAAUUAUUUGAAAACAUUUUUGUAAAAGUAGGUACAUAAUAUUUAUUGCACUCGAGAUAAUAUCCAAAAUUCGAUAAUCUAUAAAAGCCAUAACUCCAUACCUCAUUAGCUGGCUAAUUAGUCUUAUAAUUUCCUUUCAUUGCGUUCCUAAAAAUAAUGAAUUGAAAUUAUUUUGUAAAUACGAGUAGGUAUACCUAGUAAAUAAAAAACUAGUGAUUUGCGAAUCACGAUACGUUAACUUUGAAAGGGGAUAAGGGGAAGGGGGAUUUCUUGAAAUGAUUCCUACCUUUACAUAAGCGUUAUCUAGUCUUUUUAUGAAUAAUUGAAAUAUCUCUUAUCAAAUUUUCUAAAAGACCUUUUUUCAAUUUUUAAUUUUUUUUUUUCGUUUUUGAAGUACAUAAGGUACUUAAUGCAUUGAGUGAAACAAAUCACGAAAUCGUACAAUGUCUCUAUAAUGUGUAAUUAAAAAAAAAAAAUGCUGUCAUGUUUUAAGAUUACGUUUAUGUGAUAUUAAUUUUUUGUAUGUACAUUUUUUUUAAUCAGACCAAUUUUUUAAUUGGACCUAUGCUGUGUCUGUGUUAUGCUACAAUAAAUAUUUGUCUAAAUCACGUA
Planococcus citri (citrus mealybug) is the source of this 2489-nucleotide messenger RNA. RefSeq names its product vesicular glutamate transporter 1-like. Gene Ontology annotation, biological process: transmembrane transport; monoatomic anion transport. Bases 265 to 1749 code for a protein of 494 amino acids. The record is from RefSeq and is a predicted model, not a curated record. Gene Ontology annotation, cellular component: membrane. The transcript is spliced from 10 exons. NCBI's taxonomy places the organism in Eukaryota, Metazoa, Arthropoda, Insecta, Hemiptera, Pseudococcidae. Gene Ontology annotation, molecular function: transmembrane transporter activity.